This is a messenger RNA of Paracoccidioides lutzii Pb01, 2739 nucleotides long. RefSeq lists its product as hypothetical. The coding region runs from base 1 to 2739 and encodes 912 amino acids. Gene Ontology annotation, biological process: double-strand break repair via nonhomologous end joining; protection from non-homologous end joining at telomere; interstrand cross-link repair. The transcript is spliced from 3 exons. Gene Ontology annotation, molecular function: damaged DNA binding; 5'-3' DNA exonuclease activity. The record is from RefSeq and is a predicted model, not a curated record.
AUGGUUUCCUCUUCCCCUUACUUCAGCGGUAAUAAAAGGGGUAACCACAAAUCGCCUAGGCGUAAACAACCAGUCUCCGGACGAAGUGGCGGAAAACAGAAUACCAGCAUACUGAAUUUUUUCAAAAAAUCGGACGGCCCCCCGAAAUCGUCACAGAAUCGGAUAACUGAUUACACCAUCAAAGUACAAAAUAACUGGGAGAAGGAUUUCAAUACCAGAGGGGUAGAUGGCUCUGAUAGUCUCUUUUUUGAGGAGGAGGAAGGGAAACGGAAUGAUAGUAACCACAACGAAAAAGGACCUCCAAGCCUGACCAGGGCGAGGUCGGCGACGCCCUUUGAUCUGUGGGGGAAUCCUGAAGUUGAGGAAGCUUCUGGACAUGCCAGCGAUGAACCAAUGUAUAACGAAAAUGGCAACAGUGGCCAAAAAAGACGAAAAGUCGAUCACACUGGCUCUGAAAGAACAACUGCACUAGUCUCGGGGGUCUCGGAGACAUGUUCAGAAGACGUACCUAAAACGAUUCCAACUACAUCGAAAGGUUCAUACUCAACGGCUAGAUUGUCGAGUAUGAAACGUAUUGGACCCUUCUUAGAUGAAUCUGAUAGCGAAGAAGGAUCUAAUUGUUCAAGCAACAAGGAUUUUUCCCUCAGAUCCAGGACUCAUACACCGGUGCAGGAUCUCGGAUACGAGAGAGAUUUACUAACGGAUUCAUCGAAUGAGUUCCCUACCAGACCUAUGAGGAGUAGCCUUACCAUGACAACUGUCGAUGAUCCUUUCAUUAGUGAAGAUAUCGAUUCUUACGAACAGCGAAAGGGAAGGGAUUACGAUGAUAGAACUUCGAGAAAAUGUAAUGAACCUCAGGAGCUAUUUGAUAAGGAGUGCUCCAUAGAGCCAAACGGUCUUAGCAAGAGCGACAUGCUUCCUGGAAAUGAUACUGCCGUUUGUCCGAUUUGCGGCGAGAGUCUCGCUGGUAUUACUGACUACGAAGCAUCUCUGCAUGUGAACAAUUGUUUGGAUGGGGACCCCACACCCACACCUACCGAUGAACCAGUUGUAGUCGUUGAAUCAAAACGAGGUAACUCUAUUGCGGCGUUAAAGAAAGCCGCGAUUCCUCGCCCGGGACAACGAAAUCCGUUUACUAUGGAACUUAUUGAGAAGGAAACCUCAGCGUUCUCGAAAAUAAUGUCUGGCAAUGCUGAAGAUUCCGCAUGGGCCGCGGCCGCCGCCAAGGAGGAUGCCUCUAGAGGUAAACAGGCGUAUGAACGCACGUGUCCAUUUUACAAAAUCCUUCCCGGUCUUUCGGUCUGCGUGGAUGCCUUUAGAUAUGGCGCUGUUGAGGGAUGCAGUGCGUAUUUUCUUAGUCAUUUCCACAGUGACCAUUAUAUGGGGCUUACGUCUUCUUGGUGUCACGGGCAAAUUUAUUGCAGUAAAAUCACGGGGAAUCUAGUUCGCCAUCAACUCAAGGUUGACCCUGAAUGGAUUACAGACAUCGAAUGGGAUGAAGUCUUUGAAAUUCCCGAGACGGGUGGUGUCCAGGUCACCAUGCUUCCUGCUAAUCACUGCCCUGGAAGCUCGUUAUUUUUGUUUGAAAAGGAAGUUGGCAAGGGCCCUAAACGAAAAAUUCAUCGCAUACUUCAUUGCGGUGACUUCAGGGCAAGCCCGGCGCAUGUACGACAUCCUCUGCUCCGGCCUGAUGUUGUCGAUUCCUUGACUGGGAAAACUAAGCAACAAACGAUCGAUGUUUGCUACCUCGAUACGACAUAUCUUAACCCCAAAUAUGCAUUUCCAAAUCAGGAGGAUGUUAUUACUGCUUGUGCAAAUGUAUGUGCAAACCUGGAUAGCAACGAGAAUAAAGAUGUUGGCCAGGCGACACACGGUCCAAAGACCACUGUCAUGAGAACUAUGGCGGAUUUUCUCUCCAAAAACCCAGAAUCACAAACCCAACCUGGCCACCUACGGUCCAAAUCCGCCGACCGCUUACUUGUCGUCGUUGGAACCUAUAGUAUUGGCAAAGAGCGCCUCUGCAUUGCUAUUGCGCGUGCUUUGAAUUGCAAAAUAUAUGCACCAGCGGCAAAACAAGGGAUAUGUGCUUGUUUGGAGGAUGAGGAACUCUCUGGUCUACUUACGUCCAACCCUAUUGAAGCCCAAAUUCACAUGCAGGCUUUAAUGGAAGUCCGGGCUGAAACGCUUCGAGACUAUCUUCUUUCGUUUAGACCACAUUUUUCACGGGUUGUUGGAUUCCAGCCAACAGGAUGGAACUAUCGGCCGCCGGCAGGAAGAAUUACAGAUAGUCCCCCAGUCUCCUCAGUGUUAUACUCUGAUUCUUGGCAAUCUCGGUUUAAUGCAAGGGACCUAAUCCCGCAACGUGGAAGCAAUCCAGAGAGCACCUGCUACAUGGUGCCUUACAGCGAGCAUAGUUCUUUUCGGGAGUUGACCAUGUUUUGCUGUGCUCUAAGGAUUGGAAGAGUGAUCCCUACUGUCAAUGUCGGUAGUAAAAAGAGUCGGGAUAGAAUGAAGCGAUGGGUAGAGAAGUGGGAAGCAGAGAAACGGAAAAACGGAUUGUAUAAGGUGGAUGAUGAAGCAACUCGAUGUGCUCCAGAUUCCCAUUUACAGGUCUCCCGCCGCUGCAAGCAUCUCCGUCUCUUGCACCCGAGGCCAGCUCUAAGUCACGUGUCGGCCCCAUUCGGUUUGACGGCUACAUCGACCACAUUACCACCCAUGGAUAUCGGCAUGGGCAAAUAA